CUCACGAAGCACCACUCACUCAGUCCUGGUCCUCGCAUCGCCUCUCCUCUUCCCAUCUCUCCCAUUCUCCUCGACUCAAAAGCAAAACAGAUGGUGGGAAAGCAGCACAUCUGUUCGGGCGCUCUGCAACAAUAGACCGCAUCGAGCUGGAGUCGAGCCUGGUCAUGUCAGCUUCCGAGAGCUGCUAAGGAUUCGGUGUGUUUUCGCCUUUCACAAAGGCUGCCGAGGGAGGACCGCGCGUCUGUCUGGGUUCUCCAACGAGCGGAGAAGAUGGCGGCCAUUAAGAUUUUAACCAGCGCGGGGCUUUUCUUGGCGUUUUGCGCACUGGUCUUGUUGACUAUGGCCAUCUGCACCGAUUACUGGUACGAGACGGAUGCUCGGCGGCAUCGCGAGCGCUGUAAGAACUACGCAAACAAGCGUAACGAUCCCGGAUACAUUUACAUCUCAAAUCACAACUUGCCUCUCCAGAUGCCUCCAAAGGGCUAUGAGAGGAAAGCGACGGAGACACGCCUGAAGCGGCACGCUCCAGCUUCGGCGACGGCCAUGGAGUCUCACUGUGGCCGCCAGUUCAAUUCCACGAUCUCCGGUCUGUGGAGAAAGUGCCAUCGCGAGGGCUUUGACCUGGAGACCGAGGAUCUCAUUUACAAAGGGUUGAUUCAGAGAUGCACCUCUGUGAAGUAUCAUUACACCUCUUCAAUCCUGCCUCGAAACCUUCCUGUCAACAUCACCAAGACCAUCCGACAAGAUGAGUGGCAUGCCCUGCACCUCCGGAGGAUGACAGCAGGUUUUGUGGGCAUGGCUGUCUCUAUCAUCCUUUUUGGCUGGGUCAUCGGAGUUCUUGGAUGCUGUCAACAACAUGAUCUCAUGCAGUAUGUAGCUGGACUACUCUUCCUCAUGGGCGGAACCUGCUGUAUUAUCUCCCUUUGUACGUGUGUGGCGGGCAUUAACUUUGAGUUGUCGCGUUAUCCACGUUACCUGUACGGCCUUCCAGAGGACAUCAGUCAUGGGUAUGGCUGGUCCAUGUUCUGUGCCUGGGGCGGACUGGGUCUCACCCUGCUGGCCGGGUUCUUAUGCACGCUGGCCCCUUCUUUAAGCAGCCCCUUGGCCCGCACCACAGUCCACAAAUCCAGGCAUGAAAAUGGAACUGUGUGAUAAGAGACUUCUGGAGCAACAUUGCAGCAACUUUUCACAACAUGUAUACAGCAUCUACGUAAGGACAAAGCAUCUGGCCUCUUCAUCAUCAUGCAGUAUCCUGACUGGAUCAUUCCUCCAGUGGCUUUUGGGCUCUUGU
Molecule: messenger RNA, 1291 nt
Organism: Sinocyclocheilus anshuiensis
Lineage: Eukaryota; Metazoa; Chordata; Actinopteri; Cypriniformes; Cyprinidae
Product: transmembrane protein 178B-like
Exons: 4
Coding region: 271-1152 (293 amino acids)
Cellular component (GO): membrane
Source: RefSeq, a predicted model, not a curated record